CGCCCCAUCUCAAAUACUGUCUUCUGUCCUCCCUCUCUGCUUGCCCACGCUGGUGCCCGCAAGGUCGUAAUAUUUUUCAAGACUAUGCAAGCGGCGCGAUGCCCGACCGAUGAGCUGUCGCUGAGUAAUUGUGCCGUGGUGAACGAGAAGGAUCUUCAGUCAGGACAAUAUGUGACGGUGAAGACCACGCCCACACACAAGUUUGUGUUCACCUUGACGACCCACCACACGGUGGCACCUGGAAGCAUCGCCUUCAGCCUGCCACAGAGGAAGUGGGCCGGCCUCUCCAUCGGUCAGGAAGUGGAAGUGGCCAACUACAACUUUGACAAGUCCAAGCAGUGCAUUGGCACCAUGACAAUCGAGAUUGACUUCCUGCAGAAGAAGAGUACAGACUCCGCCCCCUACGACUCCGACAGGAUGGCCGCCGAGUUCGUCCAACAGUUCAACAACCAGAGCUUCUCUGUUAGCCAGCAGUUCGUGUUCAGCUUCUGCGACAAACUGUUCGGCUUGAUGGUGAAAGACAUCGAUGCGAUGGAUGCCAGCAUCCUGAGAGGAGAACCGGCUUCUGGAAAGAAACAAAAGGUCGACAUCGGGCUGAUGGUGGGCAACAGCCAGGUGAUCUUUGAGAAGGCUGAGAGCUCAUCCCUCACACUCAUUGGAAAGGCAAAGACCAAAGAGGCUCGGCAGUCCAUCAUCAACCCCGAGUGGAACUUUGAGAAGAUGGGCAUCGGAGGUCUGGACCGGGAGUUCUCCGCCAUCUUCCGCAGAGCCUUCGCCUCCCGAGUCUUCCCUCCGGACAUCGUGGAGCAGAUGGGGUGUAAGCAUGUGAAGGGCAUCAUGCUCUUCGGCCCCCCUGGUUGUGGUAAGACGCUGAUGGCGAGGCAGAUCGGCAAGAUGCUCAACGCCCGCGAGCCGAAGGUCGUCAACGGCCCCGAGAUCCUCAACAAGUACGUCGGCGAGUCCGAGGCCAACAUCCGCAAGCUGUUCGCCGACGCAGAGGAAGAGCAGAAGAGGCUGGGAGCCAACAGCGGCCUCCACAUCAUCAUCUUUGACGAGCUGGACGCCAUCUGCAAGCAGAGAGGCACGGGCGCCAGCAGCACGGGCGUGCACGACACCGUGGUCAACCAGCUGCUGUCCAAGAUCGACGGCGUGGAGCAGCUGAACAACAUCCUGGUCAUCGGUAUGACCAACAGGCCCGACCUGAUCGACGACGCCCUGAUGAGGCCCGGCAGGUUCGAGGUCAAGAUGGAAAUCAGUCUGCCGGAUGAGAAGGGGCGUGUCCAGAUCCUGACCAUCCACACCAACAAGAUGCGAAGCUACAACCUCCUCGCCCCCGACGUCGACAUCAAGGAGCUGGCGGCCGACACCAAGAACUACAGCGGCGCGGAGCUGGAGGGUCUGGUCCGGGCCGCUCAGUCCACGGCCAUGAACCGGCACAUCAAGGCCACGUCCACGGUGGAAGUGGACAUGGAGAAGGCAGAGAAGCUGCAGGUCACCAGAAGCGACUUCAUGGGAUCCCUCAACAACGACAUCAAACCCGCGUUUGGUACGAACCAGGAGGACUACUCCAACUACAUCAUGAACGGCAUCAUCAAAUGGGGAGACCCGGUCACUCGUAUCCUGGGCGACGGAGAGCUGCUGGUGCAGCAGACCAAGAACAGUGACCGCACACCACUGGUGGCCGUGCUACUGGAGGGCCCGCCCCACAGUGGAAAGACGGCCUUGGCAGCUCAGAUUGCAGAGGACUCGGAGUUCCCCUUCAUUAAGAUCUGCUCUCCAGACAAGAUGAUUGGACACUCGGAGAUCUCCAAGUGCCAGGCAAUCAAAAAGGUUUUCGAUGACGCCUAUAAGUCACAGCUCAGCUGCGUGGUGGUAGACGACAUUGAGCGUCUGCUGGACUAUGUCCCCAUCGGGCCUCGUUUCUCCAACCUGGUGCUUCAGGCUCUGCUGGUGCUGCUGAAGAAAGCUCCGCCAAAGGGCCGGAAGCUGCUCAUCAUCGGCACCACCAGCAGGAAGGACGUGUUGCAGGAGAUGGAGAUGCUGGACGCCUUCAGCACCACCAUCCACAUCCCCAACAUCUCUACCGGGGAGCAGCUCGUCGACGCUUUAGAGCUGCUGGGGAGCUUCACAGAUAAAGAGCGGGCCAGCAUCUCACAUCAGCUCAAAGGGAAGCGAGUGUGGAUCGGCAUCAAGAAGCUCCUCGUCCUCAUCGAGAUGUCACUGCAGAUGGUCGCCGAAUACAGAGUCACCAAGUUCCUGUCUCUGCUCAGAGAGGAGGGGGCGUUGAAAGAAGGCGAUCAAAUCCGAAUUUAAAGCUGUCGGUCGCUCUCGCUGUGCACUGUGACCGCAGCUUCUACGAGUGAAGAAAACACGCUGAGGAAGAGGAGGAGGAAGAGAAGAGGUCGUGCUCUUGUCCGUCCACCCACUUGGUCAAAGAGGGGAACACACGCGUCCCCUUCAUCUCCGCAUGUUUACGUAGGCAAUAUCUCUGUAUCACGGCAAACACCUUUACUUAUCACAGGGCUCUCAAGUCUCACGCAUUGAGCGUGAGACUCACGCAUUUCGGUCUUAUCUCACGCACUCCCGCCACACAUCGAAUUCCUCACGCUGAAAAACCCUCUCGGCUAUUUAAUGCUUGAAUGCAGGGGUCAUCAAUACGCCGAUCGAUUGUUCCGCUGCAGAGCUCCGACGCCGGUCUGCGCGCAUUGGGAUGGAGCACCCCCCCCCCGUCAACAACUUUUGUCGGAGUAGAAAUAGUCACUAGCACCCCCCCCCCCCCCCCUGGUCUCAACAACUCUUUUCGGCUCGAUGCCGGCGCGCGCAACGGUCAGCUGUAUCGGGUGCUGAUGGAAAUCUCACGCUUGCCUGUCUUCAAAACUUGAGAGCCCUGUUAUCGACAUGGCACAGCGAACUACCGGAAGUCGUACUGUUAAACAUCUGUUAUCUGUCAAGAAAUUGGAAUGGAUGAUUGUAAAAAAGAAAAGAGCUUUUUUUGUGCAUCGUGCAAAAAAAAAGCCAUGUUUGUUUUCAGCUGUAGUAUUUGUUGUAUUCGUUGCAUAUCCCCUCCCCCGCCCCGCUGGAGAUAGUACGAUAUGUAUCACCACGACCAACAAUCAGAAUAAACACAAUACAACGGACACAAAUCCCCGAGGUGUUUAAAUAUUUCAGAUUUUAAUCUAUGAGAGGCUUUUAGUGAUAAUGUAGUGGCUGUGUGUAAAAAAAAAAAAGAACAAAAAAAGAAGCUGGUCCAUAUGUAAAUGUAAUUCAAACCUACAGUAUGUAAAGCGUUCAUGUUCUGUACAUAGUAUAUAUAGACAAAAUAAUGUAAACAAUAUAUCAGAAUGUUUCUUCUUCCUCAUUCCUCCAGCCAGAGAUGUUGACUUUACUAGGUUACUGUGAUAGUGAGAGUAAAUGUCGGAUUGUCUGUGUGUGUCAUGUGCAGUUCGGUUCAGACAAGCUAUAAUGUAGCUGUAUAACAUCAUCAGUGUUCAAGAUUUCUAAAAUAAAUAAAAGUUAUUCUCCAAAACUAACAAAAACCCUUUAGUACUUAUCUCUGCGGUUCUUCGUGGGAACCCGAGCUUGUUUCCGUUGGUGUGCGUGGGGAACCAAACGCUGCAUGUGUGGAGUGCAUCGGAGUGUGCGUGAGUUGUGUGCAUGUGUGUUUUAGUGUGUGUGAGUGUGUGUGUAUGUGGGUGUGUGUACAUUUAAAUCUAGGUUUUAGGCAGUCGGUGAUUUAUUUGUUUUUCUUUCAUGUUUGGUGCUUAUCGUCCAAAGUUCUUGUUUUGUUCUGACCGUUGAUGAUGUGGUUGUGUGUGUGUGCGAGUGUGUGUGUAGAUCUAUAUCAACAUGCAGAUGUAUUAUUUCAAUAAAAGGCACAGAUGCACAGGAAAAAGAAACUCACA
This is a messenger RNA of Pseudoliparis swirei, 3902 nucleotides long. Its product is annotated as vesicle-fusing ATPase. Gene Ontology annotation, cellular component: Golgi stack. Gene Ontology annotation, molecular function: ATP hydrolysis activity; ATP binding. The coding region runs from base 85 to 2313 and encodes 742 amino acids. The transcript has 21 exons. The record is from RefSeq and is a predicted model, not a curated record. Lineage: Eukaryota; Metazoa; Chordata; Actinopteri; Perciformes; Liparidae. Gene Ontology annotation, biological process: SNARE complex disassembly; intra-Golgi vesicle-mediated transport; Golgi to plasma membrane protein transport.